AUGUGAAUAUUUUCCCCCAGAUAUUUUCAGAGUAAGGAAAGCCCUGUGUUACCACUAUUGACCUGUCAGCCUAUUCCUCUGAGUUGGAACCUUCAGUUAUCUUCUCAGUCUUGGGGAAACUCCUUCUCAGCCACAGACAUCUCGAAUUAUAUCCUCCACAUCACCUUUCUCUAUGCCCAGGCCAUGACCCAAGGAUACAAGCACAGGGACCUGAUGUUUGAGCCAAAAUGGCCAGGCCAUGAAGAUGAUAGUGAUACACAACAACCAAAGGGAAAUUCUACAAGAAGUAGAAGAAUCAGUGCCAAAAAUGUGUUGGGGCUAUCGAAGAGGAAGAACUGUUAAUUAUGCUACUGUCUCUCUAGCAGAGCCUGUUCUGGACAAUGUGCUCACACUGGCUGUGUCUACGCCAGAGCACUCAGGAACAGAAGGGAUCUCUCCCCCCACCUCAUAUCACAGCUCUGCCUGGAUCCAUGGUUGGAUCUAAGAAUCCUGUGACCAUCCUGUGCCGAGGGCCUGCAGAAGCUGAAGUGUACAUGAUAACUAAAGUGGGAAUCCCUGAGCCCUCGGACAGAGAGAAACAGCUGAUGUCUAAGAUGACCAACAGCUUUAGUAUCACAGACAUGACACCAGACAGGGCAGGGCUGUACCACUGUUCCUAUCAGAGUGGAGGCAGCUGGUCCCAGUUCAGUGACCCCCUGCCACUGGUGAUGACCGGAGCUUAUGACAAACCCUCUCUCUCAAGCAUGACUGGUUCUGUGGUGGCUUCAGGGGAGAAUGUGGAGUUGCAAUGUUUCUCAACACUCAAGUUUGAUGCAUUUAUUCUUAUCAAAGAAGAUGGAUAUCGAACCAUCCAGAACCAAAUCUCCACCCACCAGGGGUAUAAACACGAGGCUUUCUUCUUCUUGUAUCAAGUCUCCUUCACACAACCUGGGACCUACAGAUGCUACGGAGUCUUCAGCCGUUACCCCCAUGGGUGGUCUCACCCAAGUGACAGAUUGCAGCUUCAGGUCAGAGCCCCAUUAGCAGAAGCUUCUGACGAUCCUGAUCCCACGAACCCUGAACCUUCACCUGAGCCUGCUGCUUGGUAUCCUUCUGCAGAGAAUCAAGUCCGGCUGAGCCUGGCUGGCCUCAUUCUCUUGGUCCUGGGGAUGCUCUUGGCUGAGGCCUGGUACAGCCGGAACAUGCCCUUCAAUGGAGACAGACAACCUCCAGGAGCUCAGUACAUCUGACCAUAGAGCAGGGCUGUUCUUGCACUUGUGUGCUAACUCCUGGGGGAGACGUGGGGAUGAGAUACUUAACACUCUUUAGAAUUUAGGACAGGACAUGAUUUAAACAGAGAGACAUGCCUAUAAAGCUUACUUACGUAUAAGGUAAAGUAUAAAUUCCUAAGAUCGCUGGUAUUUGGAGGGGGAAAAAUUAGUCUAAGGAUAGAAAUACUGAUUUUUUUUUCAAUAUCCUUUUUCUUGAUUUAAUGUUUAUCGAAAGCUAAUGUAAAAUUAUGAGCAUUUAUGCUGCUUUGUUUGUUUCAGGAUUGAAGGUACACAGAUGUGUGUGAUGUUAGCCAUUGUUCCUAUAUUGGGUUUGUUUUGGGGUUUUUUCUGAAAAGGAAACAUCUUUUAAAAUAUGAGACUAAACAACAGACUCACAGAGUAGUUUACUCUGACUCCAGUUACAUUGGAGUUGAUGAAGUCAUUCUGGAACUUCUAGCUCCAGUCUACUGAAGUAAAUAAUCAAUGUCCUCAGACUUCAACCAGGUGGAUACCGUGCUCUGCAGACACAUGGAGAUACAAAGUUCCAUCACUUGCCCUUUGGUCUCACCUCUGCCCCAUGAUUACACUCGCUAAGAGCUCUCUGCUACUGGCUGCUGUUCCCUUACUAAAUUUCCCUUGUUGGGGAGUCAUCUCAUCUUCUUUGCAACCACUCUAUUUUGCUGUUGUGGCACGAAAACUACUGUAGAUGACACAUGGGCCUGGCUGUGUUCCA
Equus quagga is the source of this 1983-nucleotide messenger RNA. Its product is annotated as leukocyte immunoglobulin-like receptor subfamily A member 6. The record is from RefSeq and is a predicted model, not a curated record. Lineage: Eukaryota; Metazoa; Chordata; Mammalia; Perissodactyla; Equidae. Gene Ontology annotation, molecular function: inhibitory MHC class I receptor activity. The transcript is spliced from 7 exons. Bases 381 to 1229 code for a protein of 282 amino acids. Gene Ontology annotation, biological process: cytokine-mediated signaling pathway.